Molecule: messenger RNA, 3930 nt
Organism: Mugil cephalus (flathead mullet)
Lineage: Eukaryota; Metazoa; Chordata; Actinopteri; Mugiliformes; Mugilidae
Gene: eml2
Product: EMAP like 2
Exons: 22
Coding region: 80-2665 (861 amino acids)
Biological process (GO): microtubule cytoskeleton organization
Cellular component (GO): mitotic spindle
Molecular function (GO): microtubule binding
Source: RefSeq, a predicted model, not a curated record
CGAGUGAGGCUGGAGAGGGAGUAGAAGAAGGAGGCAGGUAAAGGUGUGUGCGCAUGUGUGUGUGUGUGUGUGUGUUUGCAUGUUUAUGAAUGUGGGGGAGACAGGCAGGGGCGACGGCGUGAAGAAGAGACGGAGAGGGGUGAAAGGAGGACAAAGGACCCGAGCGAGAGGAGGAAGAGUUGGAGAGAGGGAAGGAAUAAGAAAAGAGGGAAGGAUGUCGGAGAGGAUAGCUUCGUGUGGGAGCCUGUGUGACAGCACCAACCUGCUGCUACAGUACUGCAACAACGAUGACACGGUGUCGGCCAGCAGUAACAUGGACAUGGAGGACCGGGUUUCCCACCUGGAGCAGAGGCUGCAGCUGCAGGAGGACGAGAUCCAGCUGCUGAAGUCUGCUCUGGCUGACGCCCUGCGCCGGCUCGGCUACUGCGAGGAGCAGAGCCAGGGGACGCAGCCAGGGGGCGCCCAUGCUGGAAGGAGGUCUCUGGCCUCCACAGCCUCAGCGCCACCUACCAAAGUGCGUCAGCUCCUGCAGGCUCUCCCCUCCAGACCUCUGAGCAAUGGCUACGUUCAACAGAAACGCCUCCUCUCCUCCCCUUCAUCUCCAAAGAAAGAGGUGCUGCAGUCCAUUAAGAGGAAGAGUAUGUCCACAGAGCGCCUCACUCUGGUCAGGAGGGAGAUGGCAGCGGAGAGUCGGAGUCGAACCACCUCCUCCAGCAGCUCCACAGGUGGCAAAAGCAAAUCCAAAGAAUGCACCUUCAAUGCAGAGGACGCCUACGUGAGGAUGUUCCUCCGGGGCCGUCCCGUCACCAUGCACAUCCCCGACCAGCAGAAGGAGAGCUACAGCCUUGACCAGAAGGUGGCGCUACCGGACCACAAGCUCAAACUGCAGUGGGUGUACGGCUACCGCGGCCGAGACUGUCGCUCCAACCUGUACCUGCUGCCUACGGGUGAGAUCGUCUACUUCAACGCGUCGGUGGUGGUUCUGUACAACACAGAGGAGCAGCAGCAGAGACACUACCUGGGCCACAACGAUGACGUCAAAUGUCUGACUGUGCAUCCUGACAUGGUUACCAUAGCAACUGGGCAAGUGGCUGGGAACUCUAAAGAUGGAAAGCUGCUCGCUCCUCACGUUCGAGUCUGGGACUCCGUGAGCCUCAACACGCUCCAUGUGAUUGGGAUGGGAGUGUUCGACCGGGCCGUCACCUGCGUGUCUUUCUCCAAGUCGAAUGGCGGCACCUUCCUUUGCGCUGUGGACGACGCCAACGAUCACAUCUUGUCAGUCUGGAACUGGCAGAAGGAGAAACAACUAGCUGAUGUCAAGUGCUCUAAUGACUCUGUGUUCGCCGCCGUGUUCCACCCCAUGGACACCAACCUGAUCGUCACCUGUGGGAAAUCUCACCUCAACUUCUGGACCAUGGAGGGAAACACGCUCACCAAGAGGCAGGGCCUGUUCGAGAAACACGAGAAACCAAAGUACGUGUUGUGUGUGGCAUUUGCUGAGAAUGGAGACGCCAUCACCGGAGACUCCAGUGGAAACCUUUACAUCUGGGCUAAAGGUGGUAACCGCAUCAGUCAGGUGGUGUCGGGGGCCCACGAAGGCGGCAUCUUCUCUGUUUGCGUCCUGAAAGACGGCACCAUGGUGUCAGGAGGAGGGAAAGACCGCAAGGUGGUGCUGUGGGACCACGACUACAGGAAGAAGGCUGAGAUGGAGGUUGGUGAUUCGUUCGGUCCCGUUCGAGCUCUGGCUGAAGGUAAACCAGGAGAACUGUUUGUGGGAACCACCAAGAACGCCAUCAUCAGAGCCGCCUUCCCUGAUACAUUAACUCCUAUCGUACAGGGUCACACAGAUGAGCUGUGGGGUCUGGACGUCCAUCCCUCCAUGGAGCAGUUUGUGACCUGCUCCCAGGACAAACAGGUUCACCUGUGGGACACCCACUCCCAUCAGCCCCUCUGGAGCAAGACCAUCGAGGAUCCAGGCAGGUCUGCAGGGUUCCAUCCCAGCGGGGCUGUUGUGGCUGUGGGCACCAUGACUGGAAGGUGGUUGGUGCUGGACACCGACACUCGGGAUCUUGUUUCUAUGCACACAGACGGCAACGAGAUCAUCUCCAACGUCAAGUACUCUCCAGAUGGCAACUUCCUGGCUGUCGCUUCCCACGACAACUUUGUUUACAUCUACGCUGUGACGGAGAGCGGACGAAAGUACAGCCGCGUGGGCAAAUGCACUGGCCACUCCAGCUUCGUUACCCACCUGGACUGGUCCAAAGACAGCCAGUACCUUAUGACCAACUCAGGAGACUACGAGAUCUUGUUCUGGGAGGCGUCUAAUGGAAAACAUGUGACCAACAUGGACACAGUGCGCAACCUGGAGUGGGCCUCUUCCACCUGCACUCUGAGCUUCAACACCUUCGGAAUUUGGCCAGAUGGAGCAGACGGCACAGACAUCAACGCCGUGUGCAGGUCACAUGACGGGUCCCUGCUGGCCUCUGCUGAUGACUUUGGCAAAGUGCACUUGUUCUCCUUCCCCUGUUCUCAACCAAGGGCUCCGAGUCACGAGUACGGUGGCCACAGCAGUCACGUGACCAACGUUGCCUUCCUGCACGAUGACAGCAACCUCAUCUCCACUGGCGGGAAAGACACCAGCAUCCUGCAGUGGGUGGUUGCCUAGGCAACCUCAUCCAGCCACACAUGUCUGACCCGGGGACCAGCAACAUCUUCGACCUGUCACCUUCCUCCCACCUCAAGGGGGCAGCACCUCCUCUCCGUCUAUUGGAAAUUAAAAAAAAAAAAAAAAAAUACACAUAACUGGUCUAACACAUAGAGAUGAUGAGCGUCACUGUAAUAAAUGAAAGUUUCCUGCUGUUUGUUACAGAAUGUAAAGAAAAGUAGAAAGUGAAACUUAACUGUUCCCAGAUAUAUAUAUAUUAAAAAAAAAAAAAAAAAAACUGCUGAAAUUCUGUCCCCAGCUGGAUGUGCUGCUGGUGGCGCCCACACAAUAAACCUGUGAUUUUAGCAUUAGUACUAACUGUGCCUAAACUGUACUUACUUUAACCCCUUUAAUGGGAAUUCCAUCCAUUUUAAAUGACACGUUUGCGCCCUUAAAACCACAAUCCCCCCCCGGUAGGAAUGAAACCUGACUGAAACUAAAAGCAGAGUGCAUGGAAAUCAAUUCAUUUAUGAAACAAUGAACAGCAGCUCAGUCUGCAAAACGAGGAGCUGUGAUGUUAAGCAUGCACGAUUGUGAAUAGCAGCGUCGAAACCUUUAAACAUGCACCCGGUCGUUCCAAGAGCUACAAAUGAAAAGAUAUACGAGCUUGUGUAGAAUGUAACCUAGAAAGACUUCCUAAAAUUGGUGGUAUUCCCCCUUUCUUUUUUUUUUUUAAACUACUAAACUCUGACCCCUUGGCCUCGUCAUCUCCCGCCCCUCCAUCCCUCGGUCUUACGAGCUCACACGGUGCAGGUUGUUUUAAUGUGUUGCAGGUUUUCCGUUGGAGACUGUGAACGGUACUAAAGUGGCUGUUUUGUUCCCGCGCCUUUUUCAUUUCACCCUCUGCCCCCCUUCACCCUGUCCCAGGCUGUUUCUGAUUGUACUACUACUGCUGUAACUGUGCUGAGCGGACGCUAGAUGGCGCUGCAGUACAAGAGAAUGAGCAUGACUGAGGCUGCCCUCAUUCCAUAGAUGCUGUUAAUGUUGCAAAAGGUCUCUAGAGUAAAUAUAUAUAUAUAUAAAUCUAUAUAUAUGAUGCAGUAUAUCCGAGUGGCUGUGUUAUUUUAAUAUUUAACUGUAACACUGAUGGAUGUUAUUAUUAUUAUUAAUAUAAUUUUUCUUGUGGCACUUUUAGUGGUGGACAGAGGGGGAACGUAGGCUGCUGUGAGCUUGAGCUGUGCUUUGCCUUCUUCUGUUUUGUUAAUAAAGUUUUUACCCAAGUGCUA